AUGGGACAAACACUCUCGGAGCCCGUCGUCGAUAAGGCGUCCGCCAAGGGCGAGGAUGGUCGCAUGCUCUACGGCGUGUCUGCCAUGCAAGGAUGGCGUAUCAGCAUGGAGGACGCCCACUGCACUAUUCUUGACCUGCUGAAACCCGAUAGCGACGAGGCCAAGUCGCACUCGUCGAGAUUAUCCUUCUUCGGCGUCUUUGAUGGUCACGGAGGCGACAAGGUGGCGCUGUACGCCGGCGAAAACAUCGAUGACAUCCUGGUCAAGCAGGACACUUUCAAAGCCGGAAACUACGAACAGGCCCUCAAGGACUGCUUCUUGGCAUGCGACCGGGCGAUACUGAGUGAUCCGAAGUACGAAGAGGAAGUGUCAGGCUGCACCGCUUGCGUCGGCUUGAUCACGGAAGACAAGAUCUACAUUGCUAACGCUGGCGAUUCGCGAAGUGUUUUGGGAGUCAAAGGUCGCGCUAAGCCCCUGUCAUUUGACCACAAGCCACAGAACGAAGGCGAGAAGGCGCGUAUCACCGCCGCCGGCGGGUUCGUCGACUUUGGUCGCGUGAACGGCAACCUGGCCCUGUCGCGUGCCAUUGGUGACUUUGAAUUCAAGAAGAGCGCCGAACUUGCUCCGGAGCAACAAAUCGUUACCGCCUACCCUGACGUAGUUGUACACGAGCUGAGCGAUGACGAUGAGUUCUUGGUCCUUGCCUGUGACGGUAUCUGGGACUGCCAGUCUUCCCAGGCCGUCAUCGAGUUUGUCCGGAGAGGCGUUGCUGCCAAGCAAGACCUUGACAAGAUCUGUGAGAACAUGAUGGACAACUGCCUGGCCUCCAACUCGGAGACCGGUGGCGUUGGCUGUGACAACAUGACCAUGAUCGUCGUGGGUUUCCUACGCGGCAAGACCAAGGAGGCUUGGUACGAGGAGGUCGCGAACCGCGUAGCCAAGGGCGACGGUCCUUGCGCUCCUCCGGAAUACGCCGAGUUCAGAGGUCCCGGCGUCCACCACAACUUCGAUGAUAGCGACAGCGGAUAUGACGUGGACAUGGAGAACAAGUCAAAGCCUUUCGGCAUUGGUGGGUACAAGGGUCGUAUUAUAUUCUUGGGCGAUGGCACUGAGGUAUUGACAGACUCGGAUGACACCGAGAUGUUUGACAAUGCCGAAGAGGACAAGGACCUAGCCAGCCAAGUCUCAAAGUCAUCCUCGGGAGACGACGGCGAGGAGAGCAGCGGCCCCCCGCCCAGAGCCCCCUCGCCCCCGGCCCGAGAGAAGAAGUCCAACAACCCCACCGAGAGCAAGUCGGAGUCCACAUCAAAAGAUACCCCUGCGGAGGCGGCCAAGGCGGAGACCAAGGAGGAGUCCAAGACGGAGGCCAAGGAGUGA
This is a messenger RNA of Neoarthrinium moseri, 1377 nucleotides long. RefSeq lists its product as uncharacterized. Bases 1 to 1377 code for a protein of 458 amino acids. The record is from RefSeq and is a predicted model, not a curated record. Gene Ontology annotation, biological process: protein dephosphorylation. The transcript has 7 exons. Lineage: Eukaryota; Fungi; Ascomycota; Sordariomycetes; Amphisphaeriales; Apiosporaceae. Gene Ontology annotation, molecular function: protein serine/threonine phosphatase activity; cation binding.